Molecule: messenger RNA, 2130 nt
Organism: Aureococcus anophagefferens
Lineage: Eukaryota; Pelagophyceae; Pelagomonadales; Pelagomonadaceae
Exons: 6
Biological process (GO): lipid metabolic process
Molecular function (GO): heme binding; metal ion binding
Source: RefSeq, a predicted model, not a curated record
AUGAAGGGCGACAGCAUGGCCUACACGAACGAGGCCAUCCCGAACCACGUCAUCGGCGGCGUCGGCAAGUACGGCCUCUCCUUCGUCCUCUUCUGGACCCUGAGCUACGCCCUCCCGCGCGCGCACGGUGAGACCAAGCACAAAACCUCCGUCGCGAUGUACCGCUUCGCGUGGUUCCGCGGCUUCGAGGCGUCGGACGCCGACACGCAAACGUCGUCGGGCCGCGGCGCCGCGCCGUCGCCCUUCAAGCGCUGGUUCGGCGAGGCCGCCGUCCAGCCCUACGACACGCUCCUCCUCGAGGGCGGCUGCGUCAAGGGCGUCGCCUACGCCGGCGCCGCGCACGCGCUGGAGACCGCGGGCGCGCUGGGGCGGAUCCGCCGCUUCGCCGGGAGCUCCGCGGGCGCGAUGGCCGCCGCGCUCCUCGCGGCGGGCAUCAGCCCGAGCGACCUGACGACCAUCCUCCUCGAGCUCGACUUCCAGGAGCUCCUCGACGGAGACACGCUCAAGGUCGCGAACCACACGUCGCUCGCGGAGACCGUGUCGGCGUUGACGACGGAGCUGCUCAACGGGUUCCGCAACGAGGACUCGGACGAGGUCGAGUACAAGUCCGUGACCUACAACCCCAUCGACCUGGGGAAGCGGCUCGUGACGGAGUACGGCCUCUUCAAGGGGCAGCGGCUCGAGGAGCACAUCGAGGCGCUGCUCUUCCAGGCGACGGGCGUCGCACACGUCACGUUCCGCCAGCUGCGGGAGCUGCGGCCGGACGUCGCGCUCCGGCUCACGGCGACGUCGAUCACGCACCAGCGGGUGACGUACUUCGACGUCGUCGCGACGCCCGAUCUGGCGAUCGCGCGCGCCGUGCGCGCGUCGUCGGCGGUGCCGCUGCUCUUCGCGCCCGUGGAGAUCGACGGCGAGCUUUUUGUGGACGGCGGGCUGCUGAAGAACCUGCCCUACGACGCCUUCGACCUCGAGGGCCACCCGACGCUCGCGCUGUCGAUCCGGACGCCGACGGCCGCGGAGCUGCAGUCGAAGGACGACGACCGGAAGCUCGCGCUGCCGACGUUCUCCACCUUCUUCGCCGCGCUCCUCGAGACGCUCACGUUCGGCGAGGGGUCCGCGAACUGCCUGAGCCACGCGCUCGUCCGCGACGGGCUGGAUUUGGUGGAGCUCGGGGCCUCGCGAGGCAUCCUGACGGCCCGCUCCCAGCUCUCGUCCCAGGCGCUGCCGUCGCAGUUUGGGCCCACGCCGCCGCUCUCCGGGCCGCUCCGCGACGCGCCUUGGGACGACGCGCUCCGGAGCCGCGUCCAGUCGCUGCGGGCCGUCGACGCCGACGACCCCUUCGCGCGGUACCUCCACGUGCCCCUCGUCGACGCGGGCAAGCUCCUGGACAUCGAGCCCUUCCCGAAGCGGGUCGCCGCGCUGCGGCGCGCCUACGUGAUCCUGGGCCUGGCGGUGCACAGCUACGCGUACCGCGCGGACGCGGAUUGGGGCGGCGCCGUCGACGGCGUCGACGACGACGAGUCGAAGGCGUUCGACGUCGACGCCGACGACCUCGCACGCCGGCCCGUCAUCCCGAAGCAGCUCGCCGUGCCCUGGGUGCGCGUCUGCCGCGAGCUCGACCUGCCCGACGGCGCCAUCGCGGCGUGCGGCACGGACCUCUGGAACUACAAAGGGCCCGACGCGGCCGCGGGCCCCCGGUUCCUCACGGACGCGGGCCGCGAGCGGGACCGGGCGAUGAAGGCGGCGGCGGAGAAGCAGAAGCGCUACGGCGCGCGGCAGAUCCUGACGCCGCGCUUCCUGUGGGGGGUCUUCGGCUUCGAGGACCCGCGGCCGGCGGACGCGCCGGCGCCGGCGCCGGGCGCCGUCGCGCCCGUGGACCUCGUCACGUCCAUGACGGGCACGACCACGGAGGCCUCCUUCCACCUCCUGGCGACGCGCAUGCAGGCGCGCGCCGCCCGGGAGCUGCCGGGCCUCGUCCGGCUGCCGAACGACGUCGCGGAAAAAAAGGCGUGGCACGCGCAGCGGACGCUCCGCGCGCUGGCCGCCAUGCUCGGCGACUUCUGCGCCAUCUUCGAGGAGGUCCACGCGUCCGUGGACAAGGCCCGUGUUCUACGACCGCUACCGGCCCCU